Messenger RNA from Arachis duranensis, 1875 nucleotides. Its product is annotated as probable methyltransferase At1g29790. The record is from RefSeq and is a predicted model, not a curated record. Bases 415 to 1683 code for a protein of 422 amino acids. Lineage: Eukaryota; Viridiplantae; Streptophyta; Magnoliopsida; Fabales; Fabaceae. Gene Ontology annotation, molecular function: methyltransferase activity. The transcript has 2 exons.
GUCUUUGCGGAAGUUAUAAUCCGCCGGUAUGUGCUGGAAAAAGCGGAGAUUAGCUACCAAAAUCCAAGGAGGGUUGUGGCAAUCGCUAAACGGAAGAAGAUUACGAAAUUUGUCGGUUUUUAAUACGAAUAGGCGGUUUUAUCCCCAACUAUCAUAUCAAAAUAAUAUGUAAUGGAAAACGAAAAUAGACAGUAAGACACAUAUUCCGCUGCGGUGUAGUAAGUGCAGAGAGAGAGAAGCAGUGACCAUUUGUUUGAACUUGAAGCGAAUAAUGAAAAGCUCACAUGUUGAUAAGUAAGUAACAAGCGCAACCGACAAGAGUGUUGCAGUGAGAGUGUGAGAAGAGUUCCUUCAUUCACGAGAUAUCCAAGUCUAUCCAUCACUGAGUUUGGAACACUCAAAACUCUCACUGAGAUGGGUUCUGUUUCUCUGAAGAUAGGAGAUGGAACUGCGAGAUUCCAGAGUGCCACUGUGUGUUCUUCAGCUGUCAACAUCCUCAUGAUAUUCUCCGUUAUCACCACCAACCUCUUCGCCCUCUACGCUUUCACCGCUUCCAACAAACACCACCAAAGCCAGCACCUUCUCCUCCAGCAUGCUCACAAGAACUUCUCCCUCAUCUCCGAGCAGGUCCAGCUCAUACUCAACGAGAUCGAUUCCUCUCAGAAGAAGCUUGCCCAGAUGGAGAAACAGCUUCUCGGUUACGAUACCAUCGAUCUUUCAAGGCCCAACAUUGCACCCGAGCUCAAACUCUUUCUCCAGCAACACCAGCUCCCUCUCGGCAAAGAUUCCAAGACUGGAAUCACUGAGAUGGUGCCAUCUGUUGGCCAUUCCUGCGAGAAAUCCUCCGACUUGUUGUCUCAGUACAUGACUUACAAGGUUCAUGGAAGCUGCCAAGAUGAUUGGAUUUUGGCGCAGAAGCUUAUCUUGCGUGCCUGUGAGCCUUUGCCUCGAAGAAGGUGUUUUGCUAAGGUCGUUUCCAAGGUCGGCCUUUAUCCUUUUCCUGAUUCACUUUGGAAACCUGUUGCUAAUAAAACUGUUAACUGGAGUGGUCUUAGUUGUAAGAAUUUCCAGUGUUUGAAUGGGAAGAAGUUGAAUAGAGAGUGUAUUGGCUGUUUUGAUUUGCUUAAUGGUUAUGAGAGUCAGAGGUUUGUUAAGGCUAGGGGUAAGAAUGACUUUCUCAUUGAUGAUGUGUUGGAACUGGGAAGUGGUGGAAUCAGAGUUGGGCUUGAUCUUGGAGGUGGCUCUGGCUCCUUUGCUGCUAGAAUGGCCGAAAGGAAUGUAACUGUGAUUACAAGUACUCUGAAUGUUGAUGCCCCUUUCAGCGAAUUCAUUGCGGCAAGGGGAUUAUUCCCUCUUUACUUGAGCUUAGAUCAUAGGUUCCCGUUCUAUGAUAAUGUGUUUGACUUGGUCCAUGCUGCAAGCUCCUUGGAUGUUGGUGGGAAACCAGAGAAGUUAGAGUUUUUGAUGUUCGACAUUGAUCGCAUUUUGCGCCCAGAUGGCUUGUUUUGGCUGGACAACUUCUAUUGCACAAGCGAUGAGAAGAAGAGAGAACUGACUCGGUUGAUCGAAAAGUUUGGAUAUAAAAAGUUGAAAUGGGUUGUGGGAGAGAAAAUUGAUAGUCUUGGAUCAGGCAAGUCUGAAGUUGUCUUAUCUGCUGUUCUUCAGAAGCCAGUAAGGGUGUAAAGCGUAGGGACUAAUGCAACACCAGAAGGAAAGAGGUGACAAAAUUCUGAUGCAGCGGACGCAGUUCACAAAUUCCCUGCAGACAGCAUUUUUAUGAAGAAUAUGUCAGUGCAUCAUAAGAUAAUAAAUUAAGCAUGGAGUUUUAACACAUUACUGGAACAGAAGUGAGAAACUUACCCCCAAGGAUCAUCC